Molecule: messenger RNA, 1881 nt
Organism: Kwoniella botswanensis
Lineage: Eukaryota; Fungi; Basidiomycota; Tremellomycetes; Tremellales; Cryptococcaceae
Exons: 5
Coding region: 1-1881 (626 amino acids)
Biological process (GO): protein localization to plasma membrane; GPI anchor biosynthetic process
Cellular component (GO): membrane; endoplasmic reticulum
Molecular function (GO): glucosaminyl-phosphatidylinositol O-acyltransferase activity
Source: RefSeq, a predicted model, not a curated record
AUGUCAGACUACAAAUCAGCCAAAGAGGCAUUCGUAUCCGACAAUCCAGGUUCAUCGAUAUUCACCAUCUUGGCUGUCAGUCUGGUAGCUUGGACCUCAUACGUUCUAUACGCAACUCUCUAUCCUCGUUUCCGACCAUCGUUCACAUUUGAUUACCUCACCUCCGCUCUUCCUCUUCUACUGGGAGUGACCAUAUUCGCUACUGUCCCUAUAACAUUCAACAUCUCCCUCAUCACUCUAUCCCUAAUAGCCUAUUCAUUAUCUCCUAAAUCACGUCGACGUAGUAUAAGUAAUAACAGUCAGAAAGGUCAAUCAAAGGGAUCAUGGUUAGAAGAAUCCGACUCAGAUGAAGAAAUAGCAGAACCUACUUCGACAACUACCUCAACACAGAAUACACCUAUCAAACUUCCUUCUCAAGUCGCUUUGGCCAGUGCACAUGAAUAUUCAACUUCUCCCAGUCCGUCAUUGAUCAGUUCCAAUCCUACGUCACCUUCAUCAACAUUAUCGGUCGAAGAUCCGUUCUCCAAAUUGCCCAAUACCAGUAAUGGAGUCAAUAAAAGGAGACUUAGUCCUCAACCUAGUCCUGAUAAUAUAACAGUCAAUAUCCUACCUACUCCACCAAGCGCAGAGACAGAUUCGCUCUCAAAUCCAUCUGGAUCAUCAAACUAUCCUACCAACGCCAAAUCAAGGAUACGAAACGUUUCUACUCCAAGUACGAUUCAAAUCACCGGUGACAAUGCAAAAACCAAAAGGAAAUUACCGUUUUUGAGUGUAUACAGAGCACAUAUGAUGAUUAUGACUGUUCAUUGUAUAUUAGCAGUUGAUUUUAAAGUUUCCCCAAGGUGGUUAGGUAAAUGUGAAGAUUUUGGGACUAGUUUGAUGGACGUAGGCGUAGGAUCAUUCGUUUUUUCCCUCGGUCUAAUCUCACUUAAAUCGCUCACCCCAAGCAGCAAUAACAAUGGUAAACCACCCAACUCACCAGGAAUGAAACUCAUACGUAAAGUCAAUUCCACCUUAUUUCAAGAAUUGUUCAAAGCAUUCAAGAAAACUUUACCUACUUUGAUAUUGGGUUUUAUAAGGUUGAUAAUGGUGAAAGGUGUAGAGUAUCCUGAACAUGUAACUGAAUAUGGAGUUCAUUGGAAUUUCUUUUUCACUAUUGGAUUAUUACCUAUUUUCGGGGUAUUGGUCAGACCUUUGAGAGGGUGGGUUAGAUGGAGUGUAUUGGGUAUUGGAAUAAGUUUGAUUCACCAAGUAAUCCUUACCAAAUUCUCACUCCAGUCAUUCCUUCUCUCCCCAUCCCGUCCAGGUCUACUAGGUCAAAACAAAGAAGGUCUAUCUUCUCUACCGGGAUACAUAUCGAUCUACCUCCUAGGUUUAUCCAUAGGUGAACAUAUCCAGAGACUCUCUGCCCCUCCUCCUUCUCUCACAGGAGUAACUGAGAAUGUCGAUGAUCAUAUCAAGAGACAUUACGAUAAGAGACGGACAGAGUUGAUCUUGGAGCUGUUCGGGUACGCUGUGGUCUAUUGGAUGAGUCUCUGUGGAUGGUUGUAUUUUGAUCUGGUGGGUGAUGGAGGUGUAUCAAGAAGAUUUGCGAAUACACCCUACGUCCUUUUCAUAGCAUCAUACAAUACCCUCUUCCUGCUCGGAUACUUACUUCUAGAGUCCACUUUCCCCGAUAUUCCCACCCCCGCAUUACUAGAAUCCAUCAACAGGAAUGGCCUGAUUAUCUUCCUAGUGGCUAAUUUAGGGACGGGCUUAGUUAAUAUCUGUAUAAAUAGUAUAUAUGCUGGGAGGUCUCUGUCAAUGUUGGUACUUGUCGGAUACAGUUUGGUCGUUUGUGGGGUAGCUUGGAUAUUGAGUGGGAAGAGGAUAAAGAUAUGA